Kogia breviceps (pygmy sperm whale) is the source of this 3531-nucleotide messenger RNA. It is a transcript of the gene C2CD2L, whose product is annotated as C2CD2 like. Gene Ontology annotation, molecular function: phosphatidylinositol transfer activity; phosphatidylinositol binding. Gene Ontology annotation, biological process: positive regulation of insulin secretion involved in cellular response to glucose stimulus. The record is from RefSeq and is a predicted model, not a curated record. Lineage: Eukaryota; Metazoa; Chordata; Mammalia; Artiodactyla; Physeteridae. Gene Ontology annotation, cellular component: cytoplasmic side of apical plasma membrane.
CGUGUUGUCAGUGUCAGCUCUGCGCACGCAGCCCUCCCGGAGCCGGUGCCGGCCUGCGAGCCCCAGCGUCUCCGCAGACGAGUCCCCGCCCGGGUCCGGCGGGGCCCCCGCUGUGGGAGGAGUCGGGCGCUGGCCGGCGACUAACCCGGGUUGGACUGCCGGACCAACCGAGGAGGGCCCCGGACUCCGGAGAGAGGGACCCCGGCGUCGCGACCCCCCCCCCAGGAACCUCCUCUCCUCGAUCUGUGGCACCCACUAGUCCCGGGCACCCAGCCCCGGAGAGCCCCCGAUCCCGCGCGCCCAGCCCCGGGGGAGCCCGCCCCCGCCCCGAGGCCCGCCCGGGCCAUGCUCCCCCGGGGCAGCGGCUGAGCCCGAGCCGGAACCGGGACCUGAGCCCGCGCGGAGCAUGGAUCCAGACUGGGGGCAGCGGGACGUAGGCUGGGCGGCCCUGCUGGUCCUCUUCGCCGCCUCGCUGCUUACGGUGUUGGGCUGGCUGCUGCAGUAUGCCCGGGGUUUGUGGCUGGCGCGGGCCCGCGGGGGCCGGGGCCCGGGACCCGCCUUAGCUGCCGAGUCCGCCGGCUCCCUGCGGGAGCUGGGCGCGUGGCGCUCGCUGCUGAGGCUGCGGGCGACUCGGGCCGGCGCCCCUGAGGAGCCAGGCGUCCGGGGCCUCCUGGCGUCGCUCUUCGCCUUCAAGUCUUUCCGGGAGAACUGGCAGCGGGCUUGGGUGCGAGCGUUGAACGAGCAGGCCUGCAGGGAUGGGAGCUCCAUCCAAAUCGCCUUUGAGGAGGUGCCCCAACUCCCACCCAAAGCCAGCAUCAGUCAUGUGACCUGCACAGACCAAUCAGAGCGCACCAUGGUGCUGCAUUGCCAGCUCUCUGCUGAGGAGGUGAUGUUUCCAGUCUCUGUGACCCAGCAGUCCCCCGCUGCCGUCUCCAUGGAGACCUACCACGUCACUCUGACACUGCCACCAACACAGUUGGAAGUCAACCUGGAGGAAAUCCCUGGCGAGGGCCUUCUUGUAUCCUGGGCCUUCACUGAUCGCCCAGAUCUCAGGCUGACAGUGCUUCCCAAGCUGCAGAACAGGGAGAGAGGAGAGGAGCAAGUAGAGCUCUCCACUAUCGAGGAGCUGAUCGAGGAUUCCGUAGUCAGCACCCAGCCGGCUAUGAUGGUCAACCUGAGGGCUUGCUCUGCCCCUGGGGGCCUGGUACCCAGUGAGAAGCCACCUCUGGUGCCCCAAGCCCAGCCAGCCAUCCCCAGACCUACCCGGUUAUUCCUAAGGCAGCUUCGAGCGUCUCACCUGGGACGUGAGCUGGAAGGCACUGGGGAAGUGUGCUGUGUAGCUGAGCUCGAUGACCCCAUGCAACAGAAGUGGACCAAGCCCAUGAGGGCUGGGCCUGAGGUGGAGUGGAGCGAGGACCUGACACUGGAUCUGGGGCCCCAGAGCCGGGAGCUGGUCCUCAAAGUGCUGAGGCGUAGCAGCUGUGGAGACGGUGAGGACAGGGCAGGAGGGAGCACGUCUGGGUGGGUGCCGAGUGGGGCCUGGUCACAGCCCUGGCUCACGGUGCCACCCCUUUCCCCAGCUGAAUUCUUGGGCCAGGCCACAGUGUCUGUGGCCUCCCCUUCCAGACCACUGUCCCGAAGACAGGUGUGCCCGCUCACCCCUGGGCCAGGGAAAGCCCUGGGGCAGGCAGCCACCAUGGCAGUAGAGCUUCAGUAUGAGGAGGGCUCCCCCCGGAACCUGGGCACUCCCACCCCCUCCACUCCACGCCCCAGCAUCACACCUACCAAGAAGAUUGAGCUUGACCGGACCAUCAUGCCCGAUGGCACCAUUGUCACCACAGUCACCACCGUCCAGUCCCGGCCCCGGGUAGAUGGCAAAUUAGACUCCCCCUCCCGCUCCCCGUCCAAGGUGGAGGUGACCGAGAAGACAACAACUGUGCUGAGCGAGAGCGGUGGCCCCAGCAGUAGCUCCCACAGCAGCAGCCCAGGGGAGAGCCACCUUUCCAACGGCUUGGACCCUGUAGCAGAGACAGCCAUUCGCCAGCUGACUGAGCCCAGCGGGCGGGCAGCCAAGAAGACACCCACCAAGCGUAGCACACUCAUCAUCUCCGGUGUUUCCAAGGUGCCCAUUGCUCAGGACGAGUUGGCACUAUCCCUGGGCUAUGCGGCAUCCCUGGAAGCCUCAAUGCAGGAUGAUGCAGGACCCAGUGGAGGUCCCUCUUCACCUCCCUCAGACCCACCAGCCAUGUCCCCAGGACCGCUAGAUGCCCUCUCCAGUCCCACGAGUGUCCAGGAAGCAGAUGAGACAACGCGUUCGGACAUUUCUGAGAGGCCCUCUGUGGAUGAUGUUGAGUCGGAAACAGGGUCUACUGGUGCGCUGGAAACCCGCAGCCUCAAGGAUCACAAAGUGAGCUUCCUGCGCAGUGGCACUAAGCUCAUCUUCCGCCGGAGGCCUCGUCAGAAGGAAGCCGGUCUGAGCCAAUCACACGAUGACCUCUCCAACACGACGGCCACACCCAGCGUCCGAAAGAAGGCUGGCAGCUUUUCUCGCCGUCUUAUCAAGCGCUUUUCCUUCAAAUCCAAACCCAAGGCCAAUGGCAACCCCAGCCCCCAGCUCUGAGGGCCCUGCACACCUCCUGAGCUAGGAGAGGGCAGGCGUCCUCUCAGCCCCUUCCCCACAUUCCCUUCCAUUCCCCCCUCCUGGAUCCCCGGUAGCCUGGGCCAGGGCAGCCCUCUGGGUUCCAGGAAGCCCCGCCCACCCCGGGCUGUGGGGCUAGUCGGAAGGGGACUUGCAGCGGGAAGCGUGUGAGAGGCGGACACCCGUUGCUGAGGACGCAGAAGAGGGCGCGGGUGGCUGGGAGCAAGGGGAGGCUGUGUCCUGGCGCGUGUGGGCGUCCUCAGACCCGCUGGCCUGCCGUUGGCACUGGCCCCUCUGAGGAGCCCCAGGCUGCUCGGCUCCUCAGCUGAUCCCGCCUCCCUUAUUUAUUCCCUUUUCUAUUUAUAUGUGUGGUCCCGGACCCUCGGUGAACAGGUAAUAGAGGGCAUCUCUCCCAGGUGACCCUUCUUUCCUAUCCCAGGAGGGUAGGCAAUUCCCUUUCGGAUGGGGCUCCCUCACCUCCCUCAGGUCCCCACUCCGACCAGCACCAAUGUCUGCCUCUGAGGACAUGGACAGCUCACAGAAAGCCGGGCCGGUGCCCGGGAUGGGGGGCAGGUACUCCCCACCUCCCUGCGUCCCCUUCUGCUCCUCAGCCCUCCCUCCCCCUUUGUUACCGUUUUUUUGUACUUGAUACCUUCUCUGUGAGCAGUGGCUCUGUUGGAAGGAGGGAGCCAGGAGCCUGAUGGGAAGCCUUUCCCUGAGACAUGGCUUUAGGGGCUUUGUUUACAGAGUGUGUGAUGAGGGAGCAAGAUCAGAGCUGUACCUCUGUAUAGUGGGAGAUGAUGAUGUCCAUUGCUGUGUGAUGGCCUGGAAUUUAAUUUAUUAAAGUCAAAUUGGAGUUUAUAAACUGGACAACUGGUCAUCCUUUGACAGGC